Messenger RNA from Alternaria rosae, 1875 nucleotides. RefSeq lists its product as uncharacterized. The transcript is spliced from 4 exons. The coding region runs from base 280 to 1728 and encodes 482 amino acids. The record is from RefSeq and is a predicted model, not a curated record. NCBI's taxonomy places the organism in Eukaryota, Fungi, Ascomycota, Dothideomycetes, Pleosporales, Pleosporaceae.
GGCUGUGGUCUGGAUGCGAGCUGCGGGUGUGGAAUAAUAUCGAGUCGGCUGGUCCUCUGCCGCGACUGUUAUAAGGUAGUAUUGCUCGUUGAUUGUGGGCGGAAUUUGCUGGAAAAGCCUGUGCGGUCAGAACCUGUGCAGCAAACAGCUUGCUCACGAGGGCCAUACAUUCACUAUGACGCAAUUCUGUCAAAGCCUUCCCUGGUCUUUGCGUACACAUAUUGUCUGGCUAUCCAAACAAGACUUCCUUUAUCGCAACCAACUCUCGCCUUCUUCGCCAUGGUCAACAGUGACUUGUACGCCGACGACCGCGAUGAGCCUAUUGACGGCCCUGAAGCCUACCCGAAAGAGACUAGGGAAGAGUACAACGCUCUGAUGGAUCACGCAAGGCAUCUUCCCUACGACAAGACCCAACUUAGUCUCAACUACUUCCUUCACGAAAACGCGAAGCUGUCACGGGAGCUCGAGCAGCAUAGACAACUGGAUCAGCUUACAUCCGCGCAAAGGGAACAACGCAAGGUUCUUAGGGAGAGUCUAAAGCGCGCGAAGAAGAUGCAUCAGAAACGACCUGCAAGCGGUGGAGCAGAAGAGGCCCUCCGGACCAAGAAGAUGUCACCGCCACCCGAAGAACCUCUUGAAAGGCCACAACGCACACCGACUUCCGAGCAAACUCGGGCCGGAUUGCAAACUCCUGUUCGAACAGGCCGCGGUCCGAGGACUCUGAGCAUUCGAAGCGCGAGGGAUAGUUCUGCCGGAACAGGCCUCGACGCCAGCCACAAUAUUGCCCCAGACAAUGACGAUACAACCAUGCCUGCCAGUCCCUCAGCAUUAUCUGCCAUCGAGGAGGUCAAUACACCCAGGGCGGCCAGUCACGCAUUUGGAGAGGGAAUGGACCUUGGCUUUGAACCGUCAGUCAACCCAAAUCUCCAACAAGGUGAUACUAUGGGAGGUACCGGCGUCCCUACACCUGUGUUCCCGGCCCGUAGGUCCUCAAUGGCGCUUGGUAUUGACAACUCUCUCAUCACAUCUGGGGCAGCCACCAAUAUCUCCCAAACCUCGGCUCACGCCACAUCAGACGUAGUACCACAAGAUCCCGGCAGUCGAGAGAACUUGCCUCCACGCAAACGUGGCCGAGCCAAGGCCAAGAAGGAAGCGCCACCGCCGACUCCUGCUCUCGACUUCUUUGUGCUAAGCGAAGAUGGCACUAGGUGGCGUGACCCUAUGUACCUGAACGAAGAUAUCAGGGUUGUCAUGUCGAAUCAGAUCAAAGGCAUGGUCGAAGGCAACUCAAAGGAUCAAUACCAGAAGGCCGUCCAGAGAGGAGAAGCCGAGAUCAACCACGAAUCGCACUCCUGCUUCAAUUGUCAGGUCACGAAGCGCAGCCGCAAUUUGUGUCACAACGAUUCGGCGACCGAGACAUCUUGCUCACGGUGUUGCGAGCAGAACAACCAACCAUGCGGCAAGCUAAUCAAGCAUCCUGGGAAAGACGACGCGUAUGCCAUUGGCUACCUGCCGGUACCGGCCAAUCUACGCGGUUAUGUCUUUUGGGAGGAUAUGCACAACUGGGUCCCUGUUGUACCGAACAAGAGAGCGCCCCGGGACCCGUCACCCGCCAAGACAGCUGCCAUGGCUGCGACAGAUGAGGUGAAGAAGCGAUCGAGUAUGCGCACCAUAAAGGAGUCUGCCAAGAAUGCGAGCGACAAGCUUCGAAAAGGACUACGUAUGUAAAGCAGUUUGCAGGACAUCUCCAAGGAGGUGAAUGCUGGAGGAGCUCGCCCAACACAUCUCUUUGUGAGAUGAAAGGAUGGAAACUGUAGACUUGAGCACUUGGCCGCCACCAUACACUCACCCGCUUUAGAUAGCUCCCUAUGUACG